AUGGAGGCUAAAGCGCAGGAAGCUGAGCUCGCCGUGGAUAAAGCCUCGACUAGGGAAGCCGCCCUGGAGAACGCCAUCCUCGCUGCGGAGUUGUACAUGGCAGCUACCAAGCAUGCAAGCAGUAACCUUGAGCGAGCACGGCUUCGGACCAAGUGCCAGGAGCUCACUUCGCGGGCCGAGAGCAUAAAGAAAUCGGUUUCUUCCUCUUCCUCUCCCUCUUGGGCCCCUAUCCAGAGCAAAGAGGUCGCGCUGAAAGCGCCCGUAUCACAGCGAGCACUUUCGAAGCGCGAGGAGAUUAUUCUGCUUGAAGGCUCCAAACUUCAUGGCUUCAUCUUUCCCCAGUGGACCUCUGACCCCGAUGAUACACUUUUCGCAUUAGACGAGAAUGAUCGAUUAGCUUACACUGAACCUGCUGAUCUGGAGCUCUCUGAUGCCCAGAGAGAGAUCUUCGCUGGCUGGCGCAGGCCUCAAGACCCUGAGUAUGGGCGCUUAAAGUCGCUUGAGUCCAAAAUCGGUGGCGGUGAGACUGACAUGGUGGUGUCAGACGACAUUGACCUAGUGCAAGAUAUUACAACCGAUUGCUCAGUUGUAGCCAGCCUCUGUGCGGGGGUUGCCCGUGCUAAUAAAGGCCAUGGCAAGCUCCUUGCUUCCAUGCUUUUCCCUUACGACCAUGACAAGGCUAGGCCUCUAGUGUCCAAAUCUGGCAAAUAUAUUUUUCGACUACAUUUCAACGGCUGUUUCAGGAAAGUAGUUAUAGACGAUCGCCUCCCAGCCUCUAAUAUAUCUCGAAGUCUCCAUGUCAUCGAUCGUAAUAACCCCCAACUACUCUGGCCAGCACUGGUGGAGAAAGCCUACUUGAAAGUCCGCGGUGGAUAUGACUUUCCAGGUUCAAAUUCGGGCACAGAUCUUUGGAUCUUGACUGGAUGGAUACCAGAACAGAUCUUUUUGCAGAGUGACGAUUUGCAACCUGAUCAGUCGUGGAAUAGGGUUUAUAAAUCAUUUGGAUUUGGAGAUGUCAUGAUUACAUUGGGGACGGGCAAAUUGACCAAACGAGAGGAGAAAGAGCUCGGCCUAGUUGGCGAACAUGACUAUGCAGUACUAGACAUGAAGGAAAUUGGCUCACAGCAUUUGAUGCUAGUGAAAAAUCCCUGGUGUGACGGAGUGGUAUGGAAGGGAUCAAAUCCUACCUCUGAAGAAUCAUCUAGCGGAGGAUGGGCGGAAGAUAUUCGUGGGGCACUUCCAAAUCAGCUGGUGACUGCACCGGGCACUUUCUGGAUGAGUUACGAAGAUAUAGCUCAGCACUUCGAGUCGCUUUACUUGAACUGGAAUCCAGGGCUAUUUCGAAAUCGCCAAGAUUUCCACUUCUCAUGGACCAUUCCGGAAAUACGAAGUCCAGGCUCAUUUACCCACAACCCCCAAUACUCUCUUUCAACGGCGGGCAAAGGAACCGUGUGGAUCUUACUCUGCCGCCAUUUCGUUACAGGAGAGCAGGACAUAGUGAAGACCGUCCCAAAUAAACUCUCCGAUGCAUCCAGGACGCUUGGAUUCAUUAGCUUGUAUGUCUUCGAAGGGGAUGGUCGUAGAGUCUACCUCAGCGAUGAUGCAGUGCAUCGGGGAGCUUUUGUCGACUCCCCACAAACCCUGGCCCGUUUAGAGCUGACUCCGUCCACGUCCUACACUGUUGUGGUUGCUCAACACGGCCUACCAUUACCAAAAUAUUCGUUCACACUCUCUUUCUUUUCGAGGUCACCACUAACAGUUGAUCCCGCGCUGGAUAGACUCUCUCACUGCUCUACCCAUAGAGGAGCGUGGACAGUCCGGACCGCAGGUGGAAAUGCAAGCGCGCCAUCGUAUCCAACCAACCCACAAUUCAGCAUCUCCGUUCCAGCAGCGACAAAUAUCCUGCUUAUAUUGGAGACAGACCAAGAAGAACUCGCUGUCCAUGUCAAGAUGGUUUGGGCAGGUGGACAACGCGUGACAUCUUUGACAGCAAAAGAUAUUGUGGGUGAAUCAGGGGACUAUCGGCGAGGCUGCGCUCUCCUCUCCCUUUCAAAUGUCGCUGCGGGCAAAUACACUAUAGUAUGCUCAACAUUUGAAGCAGGACAGAAGGGCAACUUUACUUUACGCGUUGGAUCUAUGGUUCCGUGCUUGGUGGAACCUGUUCUAGCUGAGACGGCUGGGAAGCUGAGCCUGCGUUUACCUUUACUGGUCUUCGAUGAAGGUGUUGACAGGGUGUUGGCACCACUUACGACCUCGCGGGUCACAAGGUUGAGAGUUGUGGCACGGUGUGGAUCUGGCCGUAAUGCUAUUCAAUCCUCAAGAUCGAGGCCCUUGCUAAAGCUGUCCCUGGAAAGAUCCCAGGGGCCUAAUAAGACAAUUCUUGACGUUUCCGGAAGUGGCGAGUUCAGCGAUGCUCCCAUGGGGGUCAGAACAGCGGACGUGGACUUGAGCCCGGGAAUCAGCAUUCCAGGAGGGUUUUGGAUUGUUGUUGAACGUCUGGGUGGAAGACACGGCUUUGACGAGGUCGAGGUCGAGGUUCUAAGCGACAACCCCGUGAAUGUUGGCCUAUGGGGAAGAGGAGACGGUUGA
Messenger RNA from Hyaloscypha bicolor E, 2589 nucleotides. Its product is annotated as cysteine proteinase. Gene Ontology annotation, molecular function: calcium-dependent cysteine-type endopeptidase activity. Gene Ontology annotation, biological process: proteolysis. The coding region runs from base 1 to 2589 and encodes 862 amino acids. The transcript is spliced from 5 exons. The record is from RefSeq and is a predicted model, not a curated record. NCBI's taxonomy places the organism in Eukaryota, Fungi, Ascomycota, Leotiomycetes, Helotiales, Hyaloscyphaceae.